AUGGUGGCCUUCAGGGUCAAGGAAAGGGAAUUCCUUGACAAAGUUGAAGCGAUUGAGGCCGCUCAAGCAAAGGCCAAAGCUAAGGCGGUCGAGGCUAAGAAGCGUUUGGCACAGCAGCGAGGUGCUAAGAAUAAGGUUACUAGAGGUGGUGGUAUUUUCAUAAUGAAGCAACACCUAGCAGGAGUAAAAAGGGAUAUUGGAAAGUGCCCGAAGGUUCCAUUUGAUGUUAAAUUCAAUAUGAAUGAAUCACUAAAAGAAAUAGGAGUAAAGAAUAAGGAAAAAGAAGAUUUUCGGAAGCAUGCAACUCCUUUUGGUGCUACAGUACAUGAAUUUGAGGGUGAUAAGUUAGAUGAAGAAAAUGAAGAGGUUUUCCCAUCACAAAUGACCAUGAAUGAAGGUGGUAGUAGUGGCGGUAAAAAACAAUUUACGAGCAGUAAGAGAAAGAAAACUACGGGGGUUAGUAAUUAUUUUGCUCCACGAACUACUUAUGGGUCUCAGCCUUCAAUUAAGAGUGUUUUGGCUAGAAAAGAUGCAAAGUGGAGAGCAGACAUGUGUGUUGCACGAUUCUUUUAUAAUGCUUGCAUCCCGAUGAAUGCUUUAAAUUCAAUUUAUUUUCAGCCUAUGUUGGAUGCUGUAGCUGCAAUUGGCCCUGGGUAUAAACAACCUACUUACGAUGCUAUGCGUGUGAAUUUAUUGAGAGAUGCUAAGAAGGAAGUCCAAUUAAUUGUUGACAAUUAUAAGAGUAUUUGGCAAGAGGUUGGAUGUACAUUAAUGGUUUAUGGUUGGACUAAUACUUGCCAUAGAUCAUUGAUUAAUUUUCUCAUAUACUCUCCUAAAGGUGUUUACUUUAUAAAAUCAGUGGAGGCUUCAGAUGUUGUAAAGGAUGCCUUUACAUUGUUCAAGUUGUUUAAGGAAAUGGCUUUAUGGGUUGGACCAAACAAUAUUGUCCAUGUUGUCACAGAUAAUGGAGCAAAUUUUAAAGCUGCUAGAAGAAUGUUGUCAGAGAAGUAUGAGAAUAUUACUUCGUCGCCCUAUGCAGCACAUUGCUUAAAUUUAAUUUUGAAAGAUAUAUCUGAGUUGGACCACAUAGUGCAUCUUGCAAAACGUGCUUCUAAAGGUUGGAAAGAAAUCAUACGACCGGGUGCAACUCGGUUUGCUACUACUUUCAUUACAUUAAGAAGUCUACAUGAGCACAAACAUGACUUGCAAGCUAUGGUGACUGAUAGGUUUUUUGUGGACUCUCGAUAUGCCAGAAGUAGUAAAGCCAAGAAUGUUAUUCCCAUAAUUCUAGAUAAUGAAUUUUGGGAUGACAUGGGUUACGUUUCCAAAAUUGUGGCUCCUUUGAUGCGUUUGUUGCGGAUUAUAGACUCAAAUGAGAGACCUACAAUAUGA
Pistacia vera is the source of this 1392-nucleotide messenger RNA. RefSeq lists its product as uncharacterized. The coding region runs from base 1 to 1392 and encodes 463 amino acids. The record is from RefSeq and is a predicted model, not a curated record. The transcript is spliced from 3 exons. NCBI's taxonomy places the organism in Eukaryota, Viridiplantae, Streptophyta, Magnoliopsida, Sapindales, Anacardiaceae.